AUGAGCGGCCGAAAGCUAUCCCUGCCCAAGAAAGUGGCGGAGAUGGGGGUGCCAGCCUGGAACUCUCAGGGCAGCGUGCGGCAUGUGCUGCAGAUCUUGGACCAGGCAUGCCAGGCCAGUACUGUCGAGGAGGCCUUGGAGGAGGUGCGGGGCUUUGAGAGCCUUGGGCACCUGAUCUGGUCCUAUGCCUACCUGCGGAUGCUGCACUAUAAGGACUCCGACCUGUUCUACCGCUUGCUGCUGGCCGAGCCAUCCUUCCUGAUGCCCAUCGUUUACACCCCCACGGUGGGCGAGGCGUGUCAGAAGUUCGGGACCUUGCCCGUCUUGCCCAGGGGCUGCUACGUGUCCCUCACCGACCGCGGGAAUGUCCGAGCCGUGUUGAAGGAGUACGCGGACGACGCCAUGCUGCCCAAGGGCGCUGACGGCAAGCCAGAGUGCCAGUGCAUCGUCUUUUCGGACGGCGGCCGGAUCUUGGGCCUUGGGGACCUCGGGGUGUGGGGCAUGGGGAUCCCCAUCGGCAAGUUAGACUUGUACACCGUCUGUGGAGGCUUCGACCCCAAUAAGACCAUCCCGGUGAUCAUCGACGCGGGCUGCGAUGACUUCGCGCCACACACCAACACCGCCAAGCCGAAGCAAGCCAUUCGCGACCAUCCGCUGUACCACGGGCUGAAGCAGGAACGCGUGAAGCACACCGCCAAAGGGACGCAGGUGAACUCGGCCUACUAUGGCGAGGAGUCUCUGAUUGGAGAAUUUAUGACCGCCGCCCGGGACCUCUUCGGUCAAGGCUGCCUCCUGCAGUUCGAGGACUUCAACACCAACGACGCCUUCCCACUACUCGCAGAGUAUCGGGACCGGUUCCUCACAUACAACGACGACAUCCAGGGCACCGCUUCCGUCACCGUGGCAGCGGUGCUCGGGGGCAUCAAGCUCCAGAACCCCUCCGCGACCAAUUUGCUGGAGGAGCUGCGCGGCCUCCGCGUGCUCUUCCACGGCGCGGGCUCCGCGAACCUGGGCUCCGCGCAGCUCAUCAUCAGCGCGGCCAAGAUGCCCAAGGCCCAGGUCCUCGUGACCAACUCCCGAGGCGUGAUCUGGGCCUCGGAGUCGGGGGGCACCUACCGCAACGAGCAGCAGAAGUUUGUGGCGCAAGAGGGCGAGCCGAAGGGCUAUGACCACACAGACCUGGUCUCCAUCAUCAAGCACCACAAGCCCGACAUCCUGGUGGGUGCGGUGGGCAGAGCGCCCAACUGCUUCACCCAGGACGUGGUGAAGGCCAUGGUCAGCGUCCAGGACGAGAAAUCCUCGGAAGCGGAGAAGCGCCGCCCGGUGAUCUUCGCCUUGUCCAACCCUAAGAGUCAGGCGGAACUCACCGCGGAGGAGACUGCUAUCGCUUCUCGGAGGGCCGCGCCAUCUUUGGGUCGGGGACGCGCUUCGACUGCGUGGCCAAUGCUUCAGGCACCAAGUGCCCUGGCCAGGUGA
This is a messenger RNA of Effrenium voratum, 1476 nucleotides long. NCBI's taxonomy places the organism in Eukaryota, Dinophyceae, Suessiales, Symbiodiniaceae. The record is from the annotation of a GenBank genome assembly.